CUCUUCCGCUGCGCCCUCGUCGGCUUUUCAGCACCACCAGUCGACGGUGACGAGUAUGCUUCCUCACAAUCCGGCUCCUCCACUGCAACCAUGUACCAGAAUUAUUCCGAGAAGAAUAUCAAUGAUUUAGUCCAAAAUGUAAGUAUUGUACUUUUGACGAACACCUGGUGGGCAAUUCAAUGUAUCGGCCAAGGCCAAUUUCCCUUCUUCUUCAUCCUGUUUUAACAGAAGAUAUUAAGCGAUUAUCCACGCAUUCUGGUAUUAAAAAAGUUACCGGUUUUCGAGGUAAUAAUACUCGGCGAGGCGACGGCGGCGGCGACGGCGACGGCGACGGCGACGGGGGAGGAGGAUAGAGCAUUUUGAGAAGGGCUUCAUGGAACUUGCGUUGCUUCUUUUCUUGCUUCAUUUUCUUGCGAGAUUUGAUCGAGUUCGCCCGAUGCAGAGAUUCAAAUUAGACCUGUAUUGAAGAUUUCCUUGAUUUGGGAGGAAUGGCUAAAACUCAAAACUUGGAAGAUAUUUAUAUAAGAUAACAAAACGACGCCGUAUAGAUGGAAAUCGUGAGCUUCUACUGCUUGCAUAUACCGUUGGUUCUUCUUCUCCCACCACAUCCCCAAAUCAAUACGAAUUACGGAUUUCUCUCUUCAUGGCGACAAUGAUUUCUCGCCAGAUUCUCACGCAGUCCACACCUAUGAUUCCCCCAUCAAUUCGUCAUCAGAAAUCGCUGUUUUCAUCAAAAUCUUUCGCAGCUUCGAGGGAGUCAAUUAGAAAGGUUCGUUUUUCGGAAAAGCCGAGAGGAUUGUCGCUCGUGGCCAUGGCAUCUUCAACCGCUACCGUCUCCGUGCCUGAGGACAUCGGGGAAGUGCUCGGGGAAGUAAGCAUCUUCACAGCUGCUGGUGAGAUCGUCAAGUUCAAUGAUCUCUGGGAUCAGCAGGAGGGAGUGGCAGUUGUGGCGCUUUUAAGGCAUUUUGGAUGCUUCUGUUGUUGGGAGCUUGCUUCGGCACUCAAAGAAGUAAAGGAGAAAUUUGAAUCUGCUGGAGUGAAGUUAAUCGCCGUUGGUGUUGGUACUCCUGACAAAGCUCGACUUCUUGCUGAAAGGGGAGGGAUGUUUGUCUUUAAAGGAAAGCAGUUGCUGUAUGCAAGAAAGGAUGAAGGGACCGGCGAUCAUGCUCCAUUGGAUGAAAUAUUCGACAUAUGCUGCAAAGCCGAUCCGAACGACGAGCGGUGCCUGAGCCACCUGAGCGAGUCGCUGGAGGAUCCGCUCCACAAUCUCCAGAACUGGACGAAAUCGGCGCUGGCGAACCCCUGCCAGGCUCAAGGAUUCAACUCCGUCCUCCUCGGAAUCACCUGCAACAAUGGCCGAAUCUUCAAGCUCUCCCUCCCCGGCCUCUCCCUGCGCGGCACCAUCUCCCCCUACCUCUCCAAUUGCACCAAUCUCCAAACCCUAGAUCUCUCCUCCAACGCCAUCUCCGGCCCAAUCCCCCCCGAUCUACAGUACCUCGUCAACCUCGCCGUCCUCAAUCUCUCCUCCAACAGACUCUCCGGCCAGAUUCCGGUCCAAUUAGCUCUCUGCGCCUACCUCAACGUCAUCGAUCUGCACCGGAACGAGCUCUCCGGCGGCGUUCCGCCGCAGCUAGGGCUGCUGGUGCGCCUCUCCGUCUUCGACGUCUCCAAUAACCGGCUUUCCGGUCCGAUCCCCGGGUCGCUCUCUAACCGGACCGGGAACCUUCCCCGGUUCAAUGCGAGCUCGUAUUUGGGGAAUAAGGAUCUGUACGGGCCCCCGCUAGGCCCGAUGAAGAACAGGGGGCUUUCCGUACUGGCCAUCGUCGGAAUCGGGCUCGGCAGCGGCUUCGUCAGCCUUAUCCUCAGCUUCACGGCGGUCUGCGUUUGGCUCAGAAUUAACGACCGGAAAAUGGCUAAUGACGAAGGCAAAAUCAAUCAGCUCAUGCCUGAGUAUUGAUUAUUAUUAUUAUUAUUAUUAUUGACACAGAAAAAUAAUUAAAAAAUUUGAAAAAAAAAGGGGUACUUUUUCUUACUAUUUUACUGUUUCGGUUCAGUUUUUCUUUUUUUUUUUUGGGAUAGUGGUUUUUGUGGGCAAUUAUUGAUCCAUUACAAUCUAAUGUGUUUUUGUAUAUAUAUUUAUGUAUUUUAGUGCAAGAAUUAUUUUUAUA
Molecule: messenger RNA, 2168 nt
Organism: Andrographis paniculata
Lineage: Eukaryota; Viridiplantae; Streptophyta; Magnoliopsida; Lamiales; Acanthaceae
Product: receptor-like protein 44
Exons: 5
Coding region: 644-1957 (437 amino acids)
Molecular function (GO): antioxidant activity; protein binding
Source: RefSeq, a predicted model, not a curated record